UUGCAUAUCGGAAUCUGGGCCAGAACUUGUGGGGGCCGCACAGGUACGGGUGUCUCUCAGGUAUCCAGGUGCGGAGCGUGGUGUCGGGUCCCUGCGCCGCUCACAGCCUCCUCAUCACCACCGAGGGCAAGCUCUGGAGCUGGGGUCGUAAUGAAAAAGGGCAGCUGGGCCACGGGGACACGAAGCGGGUGGAAGCCCCGAAGCUCAUCGAGGUGCUGGGGGGUGAAGCCAUUGUGCUGGCUGCCUGUGGACGGAACCAUACCCUGGCUCUCACAGAGAGCGGCUCAGUCUUCGCCUUCGGGGAGAAUAAAAUGGGGCAGCUGGGGCUGGGGAACCAGACGGACGCCGUGCCCAGCCCUACGCAGAUCAUGUACAACGGGCAGCCCAUCACCAAACUGGCCUGUGGGGCUGAAUUCAGCAUGAUCAUGGAUUGCAAAGGCAACCUCUACUCCUUCGGGUGCCCCGAGUACGGGCAGCUGGGGCACAACUCGGAUGGGAAGUUCAUUGCCAGGGCUCAGCGGAUCGAGUACGACUGCGAGCUGGUGCCGCGCCGCGUGGCCAUCUUCAUCGAGAAGACCAAAGAUGGGCAGAUCCUGCCCGUCCCCAACGUGGUGGUGCGGGACGUGGCCUGUGGGGCCAACCACACGCUCGUCCUGGACUCUCAGAAGCGUGUUUUCUCCUGGGGCUUUGGGGGUUACGGGAGGCUGGGCCACGCCGAGCAGAAGGAUGAGAUGGUGCCACGGUUGGUGAAGCUCUUUGACUUCCCGGGGCGCGGGGCGGCGCAGAUCUACGCCGGCUACACGUGCUCCUUCGCCGUCAGCGAGACAGGUGGCUUGUUUUUCUGGGGGGCCACCAACACCUCCCGCGAGUCCACCAUGUACCCCAAAGCUGUGCAGGACCUCUGCGGCUGGAAGAUCCGCAGCCUGGCCUGUGGGAAGAGCAGCAUCAUCGUGGCAGCAGAUGAGAGCACCAUCAGCUGGGGUCCUUCACCCACCUUUGGGGAACUGGGCUAUGGGGACCACAAACCUAAAUCCUCAACAGCCGCCCAAGAGGUGAAGACCCUGGAUGGGAUCUACACAGAGCAG
This is a messenger RNA of Merops nubicus (carmine bee-eater), 1085 nucleotides long. RefSeq names its product regulator of chromosome condensation 2 (gene RCC2). The transcript is spliced from 9 exons. The record is from RefSeq and is a predicted model, not a curated record. Lineage: Eukaryota; Metazoa; Chordata; Aves; Coraciiformes; Meropidae. The annotation marks the transcript as partial.